This is a messenger RNA of Closterium sp. Yama58-4, 2871 nucleotides long. Lineage: Eukaryota; Viridiplantae; Streptophyta; Zygnematophyceae; Desmidiales; Closteriaceae. The record is from the annotation of a GenBank genome assembly.
AUGCCUCACUCAAAAAUUUGCGAUCCAUGUCUGUUCAAUUUCGAACUGUACCGUACUGCAAUGCAACAGAGGAUUGAGGACAAGUCGCAGUGUCUGAAUUCGCGGUUCGCCGCUGCAGGAAAGAGACAGUCGGCGAUGGCUAGUCUGGUUACCAGCGUUUCGCGAACGAGACGGAGCACGUCGUCCUUGUCGCUCGCGCUGUUUCUUCUCCUGCUCCUCCUGCUCUUCGCGACCGUCGCUCGCUCCGCUAAGAUCACGUUCAUCAGGAAGAACGGCAAGACGUACGUGAUUAAAACGGGCGACGACGAUUGGGACGACGACGACGAUGAUCUCGAGGAAACGGACGGUGAGGAUGAUCCGAAGGGAGAAGGAGCAGAUUCGGCAGGAGCAGGAACAGCUGCAGGUUCUAAAAAGGCAAAUAAGGAUAGCAACGAGCCGAAGCGAGGCGAGGCGAUUAAAGCCGUCAAAUCGCCCGAGGCAGCAGCAGCAGCGGCGGAAGCGGCGGCGGCGGCGGCGCUGGCGGCAAUGGCGGACGAUCCGCUGGUGGAGAAGUACAAACAGGAGCCGUUGGAUCCGGGAUCGUGGCGGACAGCUGUCAAGAUGCCAUUGGCGGACGUGCGCCGGCGCGCGGAGCAGGGGGACGCGGAGGCGCUGUGGGCGCUGGGGGUGAAGCGGCUGGUGGGCGCGGGGGGGCGCGGGGGAGUGGCGCGGGAUAUUCCCAAGGCGCUGCUGCUGCUGGAGCGCUCCGCGGAACAGGGCUUCCCCCACGCGCACUCCGCGCUGGGGUUCCUCCACGCGAGCGGAUACGGCGUUCCGCUGAACCAGGUCAAAGCAUUCCUCCACCAUACAUUUGCCGCGAAUGGCGGAAGCAUCCACUCCAAGAUGGCCCUCGCCUUCUCGCACCUCCGCCAGCAGGAGUUUGAGCGCGCCGCGGUGCUCUACGCUGACGUGGCAGCCAAGUCAAUGGCGGUCAACAGCCUGCCCGGGCAGGCGCCGCUGAUAGAGACGGUGCACCUGAGCGCGGGAGGGGAGGAAAGCUUGGAAGCGACGAGAGGACAUCGAGGGGAGGCAGAUGAAACUAUUCAGUUCAUCGAGCUGCAAGCCUCACGGGGAGCAGUGGAGGCCAUUCGUACCCUUGGAACACUCUACUACUGGGGGGCGCGGGGCAUGCCGAGGGACCACGUGAGGGCGUUUGGGCUGAUGAAGAAAGCAGCUGAGAUGGACGACCCGCAUGCCAUGCUGACUUUGGGUGAGAUGCUCACACACGGCGUGGGUUGCAAGGCCAACCCAGUGGAGGCGAUGCAGUGGUUUAACAAGGCGUAUGCUCGCGGGCUCGUGAGCGCACUCAACGGAGUGGGGUACCUGCAUGCCAAGGGGUUGGGCGUGCCUCAGGACUACCACAAGGCCGUGCAAAACUUCCUCACAGCCGCCAGGAAGACCAGGGAUGUGGACGCGUUGUACAACCUGGGAAUGAGCCACCUUAGGGGGCAGGGCGUGAGGCGCAACCCCAGCAAGGCGCUGCAGUUCCUGCAACAGUCGGUGGAGGGGCAGCACGUGGGCGCCAUGUACCAGAUGGGCAAGAUGCAUCUGACUGGCACUGGAGUACCCAAAAAUGUUGUCAUGGCCGCGCGGCUACUCAAGGCAGUGGCGGAGAGGGGGCCAUGGGGGGUCAUGCUGCGGUGGGCGCACGCAUGCUUCAUGUCAUCCACCCACGGCCCCUCCCUCUGGUCCCUCUCCCGCUCCGCCGCCUCCUCCUCCUCGCCCUUCUCCCUCUCCUUCUCCUUCUCCCUCUCCUCCCCACUCUCGCCCUCCUCCCUCCGCUCCUCCUCCUCGUCCUCCUCCUCCCCGUCGUCCUGGCCUGCAUCGUGCGAUGUGGGAACGUCGCUGAUGCUCUACUCGAGAGCUGCGGAGUUGGGGUAUGAAGUGGCACAGGGGAACGCGGCAUGGCUGCUGGAUAAGGUGGUGGGUGACUCAGUGCUGGACAAUGCGUGCGUGGUUGCUCCUCGCGGCACUGCCGCUUCAUCAUCAUCCCCUUCAUCUGCAUCACCUGAGGAAGCUAAAAAGGACACGGAAGCUACAGAUGGGGCUGCAAGCGAUGGGAAUAAAGCAGUGGGUGGGGAGGGGUCAGCAAGUGGUGGAGAGGGGUCGAGAGGUGCAGAGGAAGCUGCUGCAGGUGGGGAAGUGUCUCAAGGGGAUGAAUCAGAAGGUGGUGGCGUGGGAGGGGAGGGAGGCGGAGGGGAGGAGCAGCAGGAACAGCAGGAGAGCGGCAAGAAUAUAGCCGCUGGCGGUGCUGGCGGUGCUGGCGGCGCUGGUGGCAGUGGAGCGAGCAGGAGGGGUUGGAGGCGGUGCAGUGAGGCGGAGAGGCAUGAGAGGUCACACCGGCUGUGGCAGCUUGCAGCCGAGCAGGGCAGCGUGCAGGCGGCACUGCUGCUGGGGGAUGCUUUCUUCUAUGGCCGGGGCCAACCACGGGACCUGCAGCGAGCGGCGGAGGCGUAUUGGAGGGCUCGGGAGAAGGGCAGUGCACACGCCAUGUUCAACCUGGGCUUCAUGCACGAGCACGGCAUGGGCCUACCCAGGGACCUGCACCUAGCCAAGCGAUUUUAUGACCAGGUGCUAGACGCCUUCCCUCGGGCAGUGGUACCAGUAAGAAUCGCGCUCUUCGGCCUCUGGCUGCGCAUGCAGUACGGCCACUACCCUCUUGUGUCCAAGGCACUGGAUGUUCUCCCUGAGAUUGGCCCGGCUACAGCAGGAGCAUUGAAGGCGGUCCUGAGGGACGACACCAACGCCUACAUUGCCUCCCUCCUCGCUCUCCUGCUCGCCGUUCUCUUCCUCCGCGCUCAGCGCCGCCAGCAACGGGUGGUGCAGGCGUGA